This is a messenger RNA of Mangifera indica (mango), 1213 nucleotides long. RefSeq names its product bidirectional sugar transporter SWEET10-like. Gene Ontology annotation, molecular function: sugar transmembrane transporter activity. Gene Ontology annotation, cellular component: membrane. Gene Ontology annotation, biological process: carbohydrate transport. The transcript has 6 exons. The record is from RefSeq and is a predicted model, not a curated record. Bases 74 to 937 code for a protein of 287 amino acids. Lineage: Eukaryota; Viridiplantae; Streptophyta; Magnoliopsida; Sapindales; Anacardiaceae.
AAAGAGCAAAGCUUUCUUCAAACUCUGCUUUCAACAGAGACUUGUUACUAAUUCGUUUAUUGUAGUUGAAGCGAUGGCUGUUCACCUCUCAUGGGCUACUGCUUUUGGUCUUUUAGGAAACAUCAUUUCCUUCUUGGUUUGCCUUGCUCCCUUGCCAACAUUUUAUCAAAUUUAUAAGAAGAAAUCAACUGAAGGUUUUCAAGUAGUUCCCUAUGUUAUUGCACUCUUUAGUGCCAUGCUUUGGAUUUACUACGCACUCCUUAAAGAGAAAGCCAUGCUUCUCAUCACUAUCAACACUUUCGCUUGCGUCGUGGAGACUGGCUACAUUGCUGUGUACCUCUUUUAUGCACCAAAGAAAACUAGGAUCGAGGCUCUUAAACUUGUUCUCCUGUUUAACGUAUUCGGGUUUGGUGCCAUCUGCCUCUCCACUCUCUUUUUAGCAAAAGCUGCAAACCGUACCAAGAUUCUUGGAUACAUAUGCAUGGCAUUUGCUCUGAGCGUAUUUGUGGCUCCUCUCUGCAUCGUGAGAAAAGUUAUACGUACCAAGAGCGUUGAGUACAUGCCAUUUCCUUUAUCAUUUUUCCUAACUUUAGGUGCAGUCAUGUGGUUCUUCUACGGUCUUCUCAUUAGGGACUUGAACAUUGCUAUUCCAAACGUGCUAGGGUUUAUCUUCGGAGUUCUUCAAAUGGUGCUUUACAUGAUCUAUAAGAACCAUAAGAAAGUUCUUGAUCAAGAGCCAAAACUUCAGGAAUUAUCAGAACAUAUUGUUGACGUGGUGAAACUAAGCAAGAUAGUUUGCUCAGAAUUGAGUCCAGUGGUUCCUCAACUGAAUGCUGUUGAAAGUGAAGUGAUAACUGAAGAUCAAGCAAUUGCGACUAUACAAAUUGAAGACAUUACAAAGGCCAAGCAAAUCAUGGAUCCUUCCAUCGAAGUUUAGCUGACGAUCCAAGGGUCCUUGUAGUAGGGGUCUUUAAUUUUUAAUUUUUAUGUUAUGUAAAGUAUGAUUUUCUCUUCUACGUAUGGUUUUAUUAUUAAGUUUCGAGUCCUUAAUUAGUUGUCUUCUUCGUCUUUAUCGAAUAUGCAAGUCGAAAGUUCUCAGUCUGUCACAAAACCAGUUGCCUUUCUUGAUCUGUAAUUUGUGUUUUGUUUGUAGAAAUCAAUGUCCAAAAAAAAAAAAAAAUUAUGUAUGUCUCGUGCCAACUUUUUUGGUUUA